AUGAAAUAAUUUUACCAAGAUUUUGGAAGCCUAAUGUAUAAAAUUCAGAUGAAAGUUGAUAAUGAUUCAUAAGAAGGUUGAUUACAUCUUUGUUAUAAAAAGCCUUUUGCAAUAAAUGGGAUAGAAUUGAAAAGAUUAUUUUAAUUAAAAGUGAAAAAAUAAUAGAUAAUUUAAUCUGUUGGAAAUUUAACAGGAAAAAUAUAUGAAAAUGAUGUCAAUGUCAUUCUUUUUAAUUAUGAUAAUAAAACUUUUACAAGUCAUUAUCAAAAUUUGUUAUUAAAAAAAUUUUUCCAAAAAAUUUUGUAGAAAUAUUUGAAAAAACACAAAGAAUAUUGUUUAUCAUUCAGCAAACAGAUAUUGAUCUUAACUUCCUCAAAAAUUAAUGUAGAAAUUAUCAGAUACUAAAUUUACAACAAUUUUUGAAAAAUUUGAUUCAUUGAAUUUUUCAAGAUUUAAAAUUCAAUUUAAAGAUCUAAAAAUAACACCUAAUCUUGGAAAAGUUAUAGUCCUGUUUUCAUAAUGAUAAAAGAAGAAGAAGAAGAAGAUAAAAAGUUUGCUUCAAAUACUUCUCUAUUAUUCUAUAAUUGAAAUACAUAUAUUGGAAAAGGGUUAGUUAAAAAUAAAAACUUUAUGUAUUUUUUAACAGAAAUCAAUUUAACUUACAAAAUUGA
Paramecium pentaurelia is the source of this 671-nucleotide messenger RNA. NCBI's taxonomy places the organism in Eukaryota, Ciliophora, Oligohymenophorea, Peniculida, Parameciidae. The record is from the annotation of a GenBank genome assembly.